AGCCAUCUACUGAGCUGAGAGGCGGAAGAAUAGGCGCGUCAGCGACGUCAGCUGCGUAAUGUCCGAAGAGCCGCCGUGGAGCGCUCGGCGGCCGGCGCGACAAUGUUCCGAUGAUGUGUGCGGAGCCUGGAGAGAAGCCGACUCGGCGCCUUUCCGGGGGGGAACUUUAUGCAUGGGCUGCCUCUCGGCUCUGCUUUCUUUCUGCCCGCACGAGCUCGACUCGACUGCAGUCGGCGUCUUCGUCCUCCUCGCUUCACGUCGAACGCUUUUCUUAUACAAGUACGCAGAAUGAGGCGGCUCGUGCUCCAGCUGUUGGUGCUCGCGGCAGUCGUCGCCGCCACGGCCCUGCCCAAGAACGACGAGGAACGCAAAGACCGUGUUCUGGAUAAGGACCUGAGCGAUCAAGAGCACUUUAUAAACUCGAACCACAACCCAGCCUAUGAUCACGAAGCAUUUCUGGGGGAGGAAGCAAAAAGCUUCGAGCAGCUGAGUCCCGAAGAAAGUACGAGAAGGCUAGGCCUUAUAGUUGACAAAAUCGACAAAGACAAGGAUGGUUACGUUACUCAGGAAGAGCUGAAAGACUGGAUCAGGUAUACCCAGCAGCGCUACAGUAGGGAUGAUACAGAGAGACAGUGGCAAUCUCAUAACCCGGACGGCAAGGAUAAGGUAUCCUGGCAAGAGUACCGCGGCAGGAUCUAUGGUUUCCUUGACGAGACGGAUCCAGAAAAGAUCGAUAAGCAAGAUGAAAAUUACUCUUACGCCACCAUGCAAAAGAGAGAGAGAAGGCGCUGGUCCAUUGCUGACAAGGACGGCGAUGAUGCUCUGACAAAAGAAGAAUUUGCCGCUUUCUUGCAUCCAGAGGAGACUGAUUACAUGAAGGACAUUGUGGUGAUUGAAACCAUUGAAGAUAUUGAUACUGAUAAGGAUGGCAAAAUUUCCCUCGCCGAAUACAUUGGUGACAUGUACAAAGGUGAAGAAGGAGAGGAAGUACCAGAAUGGGUCAAGAACGAACAGGAGCAAUUUUCUACGCAUCGCGACAAAGAUGGCGAUGGCUUUAUGGAUAAUGAUGAGGUUAAAAACUGGAUUUUACCGGAUGACUUUGACCAUGCUGAAGCAGAAGCUCGUCAUCUAAUUUAUGAAGCAGACUCGGAUGCUGACCAUAAACUGACAAAGGAAGAAAUUUUAGAAAAAUAUGAUAUUUUUGUCGGAUCACAGGCUACAGAUUUCGGCGAGGCUUUAGCAAAGCAUGAUGAAUUUUAAUGAUUUUCUAUUAAUAAAAGAAUAACAAACAAAAAUGUAUAUACAUGACAAAGUUGAGAAACUCGGCUCUCUCUAUGUCAAAAGAAAUGCUUGUCAUUGAUAACUGCAUCAUCAUCGAUAGCCUUUAAUAGUAUUAUACAUGUGCUGCGAAUAUUGCUAUUUUGAUGAUAUUAAUAUUUAUAUUUUUACAGUUAGUAGAUAAGAAAGAUUGUCCAAAGGAAUAAAAAUAAAUUUAUAAAUUUUUAAAGUUUGA
Nasonia vitripennis (jewel wasp) is the source of this 1513-nucleotide messenger RNA. RefSeq names its product calumenin (gene scf). The coding region runs from base 169 to 1260 and encodes 363 amino acids. The transcript is spliced from 4 exons. The record is from RefSeq and is a predicted model, not a curated record. Lineage: Eukaryota; Metazoa; Arthropoda; Insecta; Hymenoptera; Pteromalidae. Gene Ontology annotation, molecular function: calcium ion binding. Gene Ontology annotation, cellular component: endoplasmic reticulum.